This is a messenger RNA of Penaeus vannamei (Pacific white shrimp), 4580 nucleotides long. RefSeq names its product oxygen-dependent coproporphyrinogen-III oxidase (gene Coprox). Gene Ontology annotation, cellular component: cytoplasm. Gene Ontology annotation, molecular function: coproporphyrinogen oxidase activity. NCBI's taxonomy places the organism in Eukaryota, Metazoa, Arthropoda, Malacostraca, Decapoda, Penaeidae. The record is from RefSeq and is a predicted model, not a curated record.
AAUUCCAGGUGGUGUUCCGGUCGGGGAAAACACAGCCGGUCGGGAGAGUAAACAAAAGUUACGUUUGGGUCGUCACGUAACCUUUCUUUUAACACCUGCUGCUUGUAGUGUGACGUGUUCCAGGUGUGCGUGUGUCUUAGUCGUUUUGUUAAUGCAGUCUGAGUAAGAAUUUACGUAGGUGAGAGUACCCAUACAAAACCAUGGCAAGUCAUAUGGCAAGAGGCAUAUCCCGGACCCUUGUCACAGUUGCCGCUGUCAAGGCUCGGAGAGGAACUAGGUUUGCAGGAUAUCUUGGAGCGACCCUUUGCGCAUCGGGUGGAGUCUUGCUCUAUGCUGCCUGCUCGCAAAAUGUCUCUGCCGCCCAGAAAGUCUCGACCAUCGACACUUCGCAGUUCAUGGCCGCCCCAGUAACGGAUCUGAGCGACCUCGAGAAGAAUAAGGAAGACAUGAAAGCCAAAAUGGAAUUGCUGAUUAUGAGGAUUCAGUCCGAGUUUUGUAAAGCACUUGAGGGAGAGGAGAGCAGUGGAACCAAGUUCACGGUUGAUCGCUGGCGCCGCCACAACCCGAGUGAAGGAGGUGGAAUAACGUGUGUCAUGCAGGAUGGCGAGACCUUUGAGAAAGCAGGCGUCAACAUCACGGUGAUGUCAGCUCCUCUCUCCAAGCAACUGCAGGCAAGCAUGAGAGCGAGAGGGAAAGAGUUACCGGACGACAAGCAGUUCACCUUCUUCGCCGCGGGGAUCAGCUCGGUCAUCCACCCUCGCAACCCCCACGUUCCGACCAUCCACUUCAACUACCGGUACUUUGAGAUGCAAGAUGAAGACGGCAACAACAAGCAUUGGUGGUUUGGCGGUGGCACGGACCUCACCCCAUACUUCCUGGAGGAGGACGAUGUGCGACACUUCCACUCUGUCCUGAAGUCCUCGUGUGACCGACACAACCCUCAGUAUUAUCCCAAGUACAAGAAAUGGUGCGAUGAUUAUUUCUUCAUCAAAUUCCGGGGUGAGCGGAGGGGUGUUGGAGGUAUCUUCUUUGAUGACUUGGAAGCAGAGAAACCAGAGGACAUCUUCGGCUUUGUCCAAGACUGUGCCGAAUCGGUGGUUCCGUCCUAUCUCCCACUCGUGAAGAAGCACAGACAAGACCCAGUGUCGGAGGCUGAGAGACGCUGGCAGCUGCUCCGUAGAGGCAGAUAUGUGGAAUUCAAUCUCGUGUACGACCGUGGUACCAAAUUUGGAUUUGCAACGCCCAAUGCCCGGAUUGAGAGUAUUCUCAUGUCUCUUCCCUUACAUGCUAGAUGGGAAUACAUGCACAUACCAGAACCCGAUUCCAGAGAAGCAAAACUCACGGAGGUCUUGAAGAAUCCUAAGGACUGGGUUUAGGAUAUUAGCCUUUGUAGAAACACUGUGUGAACAAAGUAGGGUAUCAAUAGAGCUAUAACUAAAUGGGUUUUGGAAAGAUGAUUAAAUGUGUUAUAUGUUCCGGUGAAAAUUUGAAGAAUGAGUGUACUAGUGUAAUAUAAUUAUUUUAGUGGUGUCUGUCUCUUUGUGUUGAGAAAUUAGGAGUGUCGGUAAUUUUCUUUGGAAAGUGUUUGUAGAGAAAAUGCUCAUACAGUAGCGACUCCAGAUAUUGAUGUUAGGGUUUUUUUUGUUCGUAAAUGAAAUGUGUAAAGUUAUGUAUCAUGAAACUUGAUCUCUGUAGAAGUAUUGUUGUAUUAAAUUGUUGAUAUUUAUUUGGUAUAUUUGAUAGAACUAAGGUAUAUUACCCACACCAGCUGCAAAAGUGUUCAUAUGCCUAGAUUGCUGCAUAAGAGAAGCAGACUUAUUUAUUUUAUUUUCUUUACAUAUAGCAAACUAUCUAGAUUAUAAAAAGGUGCAAAGAUUUUCACAGAAUGAUUGCAGAUACUGCAUUGUGAGGUCACCUUAUACUUUUAUAUGUCUAAAGAAAGUAUAAUUUAUAAUUGUAAGGCAAGGAACAAGGCAUAUUCAGUGCUUUGUAUUGCAAGGCAGAGGAUUGAAAAUAAUGUAAUUUAAGUACUUAAAACUUUACAGCAUACUACUUAACUUUUUUAUUCAAUUUUUCUCAGUAUUAUAAGCACAACUAACAAUGCAUUAUGAAGUCCUCCAUCUUUGUUUGUGUGAAAUAUCAUAAGCUGGAGGUGUAUGUUUUUGCACAAAGUGACAUUUUAGUGGUAAAAUAAAAUAUGGUUGUGUGGAGUAUUAUUACAGUCUUUAUAUAUUUUGCGAAUAAUGUUUAUUUCAAACAAAAAAUACCAAAUAAUGUGUGUCCAUACAAAUUGAUGAAAUAUAGCUACAAUGAUUAUCGAGUAAUAGUGUUGUUUCAGAUCGAUUUAGAUUUUUCUGUGUAAUAUAAAAAGUUAUUUAUGUAUUAUCAGAAGACGAAUCUAGGUAGAUGCAAUGAAGUGUAAACUCUUAUUAUCAUUCUCUCUGCUCCUAUAUUUCAGUUUCCUCGGUUAAUCACGAAAUACGGGAAAUCCUCUGUUUAGUCUGUUGCCUUUUUCUAGAGUAUAAGGUAUGGUGCAAUGCUGGAACACUGUUAGUUAAUCCGGAUGGCAGAUUUUAUGAAUGAGUUGGAUUUCUAUCAAAACAAUGAAUGUGAGCAAAGAAAACUGCUGAAACUGGUAGUCUAUAAUACCCCAGAAUUGCCUUAAACUAAAAAAAAAUAAAGAAAAUAAACUAAUCCAAUGGUGCUCUCAUAUGUUAAAUGAUUAAAUGUGUGAUUUUGAACAUUAACCAUGACAGGGAACAGUCUAUGUGAAUACUGUAACAUAUUAGGUGUCAUUAUGUUCAUUCCAUAUAUAAAGUGAGUAAGGGAAAUAUUUGGAACAAAUUCUCUCUAUGUAUGGCUUUCAGGCUGAAGUAAAGAUUAUUAUUGUUGUUAUUAUUAUUAUUAUUAUUAUUUUAUAGUGAAUUGUAUUGUUAAAGUAUAACUAACAACUGGUUUGUACAUGUGAAUUUACUGUUUUUCACCUUCUAUUCAUUAAUGAUCACUUGAAUAUGGAUAAGAUUAUUUAGGAGUAUAACUUAACUAUGAAAUGUUCCAAGUUGGUGUAUCUCUUUUAGCAGGUGGUUUGAAGAUCACAAAGAAUAUUAUAAACUUGAAUCUACUUAUCCCAAGGUUUGAUUUAAGUCGAGUGAAAUUGCUGGUAGCCUUUGAGAAAAUAAAAGAUUCAAAACCUAAUUUGGAAUAUGUAAAUUGUAGAAUAUGGACCUUGUACAGAGAGCAGAGUUACUGGCCAUUAUACAACAAUUUUAAAGAAUUAAGGAAACAGAUCCCGGUGAUAUAGAUAAUCAAAGUCUAAAACCUAUUAAAAGAUGAUGGUAACUAUUAUGUAUCUCUUUCUCCAGAUGCACAAAGUACUUUAAAUGUAAUUUUGAGUCAUAUUCCAGAUUCUCAAUCAAUUGAUAAUUAUUUUAUGGUGUUUAAGGUAGUGUUUUAGAAAAUGAAAUAUACCAUCAGUUUGCAGUGCUUUACGAUGUUUCACUGAGUAAUUCCUAAGUAAAUGUUAUCUACUUUUAUAUACAAAAGGACAAUACUAAAAAUUUCCAUUCCUCGCUCUUCCUCUCCUUGAAAUGGUAAAAGCAAUAAGGAAUUCCAGAUGUUUGAAGAAGUUAAUGAAUGGGUUGUCUUGAGUAAUUUUUUUCACCCCUUUACCAGUAUAAUUUGUCGGGGAUUUUUUAAAAUGAUUUGAGAAAUGCAUUUUAUGAAUAUUAUCAGAAUUUAUUUGAAAAUCUGUAACCAGAAUUUGUUUAUUGAUCUAGUUAUUGCUAGGUGUUGUUACAAAGUAUAAGAUUUUUGUAUACAGUAUAGUAAAAGCUGGCAAAUGUUUGUGUACUUAUAUACGGAGUUAUAACAGUUGUGAUAAGAUAACCUGAUGAUAAAAGGAUUAACUAUGGUGUAUGUUAUACAUGUUGCAAAGUGAGAUUUAAUAAAAAGCACAGAUUCUGGAGAUAAUGCCAUGGGAUUCUCAGACGUCUCACUUAGCUGCAAGCUUCCUUUUUCGUAAAUAACUGUGAAAGAGUAUAUUACAUUGAUUUCUUAUUGUAUACUUUACUAGGUGUGUGCAGUUCUAUAAUGAUUUGGUUAACUGAUAGGACAUUCCUGUUAAUGUUCAUUCUUAAUUUUAUUCCUUUUAGAUUUUUUUUUUUUUUUUUUCUAUCAUAAUCAUCAUCUUGAUAUACGGACUGACAUCAUGUAUGAUAUAUGCCGUGCUUCUGUCAGUAGUUGUAAUAAAAUCAUUUAUUUCUCGGACAGAAAUGGUGAACUGGUGUUAUUUCAUCAUUAAGACGAAGGUUUAAAGCAAGGUAGGGUUUGGCUUGUGAAAGGUAUAUACGUUUUUUAUGUGUUUCUUAGUAUUCUUUUAGAAUUUUUGCUUAAUGUGAUUCAUGACUUUAUUAUUAGUACUGUUUGAUGAUAAUGUAAUUAUUGUUAAGUUUGUAAGAUGAGUAAAAUACAUGAAUUUUAAUGUGAAGUUGUGGUUAUAGGUUUUAUAUAAAGAGCACAAAGUUUGUAAUAUUUUGAAUUUCACAGCUUUAUAUUCUUGUAAUAAAAUAUGAUAUGAAAAA